AUGGCAGCCGAACUUCCCCAAGAGUUACUGGCUAAAUUGGCCGGUCAAGUCGUCCAAGACCCCGGAGUUCCGGUAUUCAAUCCUACAGUCUCAGCCUGGCAGGAACCUGCGCACCCUCUCGCGGUCGUCCAGUCAGAGCAAUUGCCACAGCUUAUUGAUGUCGCCAUCAUUGGCUCUGGUAUCACCGGCUGCAGCGCUGCCAAGACUGUUCUUGAAAAUCAUCUGGGCCGUGACAGGAGUGUUACCAUCUUCGAAGCUCGUUCCCUGACUACGGGAGCAACAAGCCGCAAUGGAGGCUUCUUGCUAAGCCAUGCCCCACAGUUCCAUGGGCGUUUCGCCGAUGCCUUCGGACCCGAGGCCGCCAACGAGAUCUCCCGAUUCUGUGAGCGGACGCUGGAUGAGAUUAGACGGGUUGCCAAGGCUGAGAACCUGGACAGCAUCAGUGAGAUUAGAGAAGUCACAACGGUUGCCACGUUCGAAGAUGAGGAAGGCUUCGCUGAAGCGUGCCGUUCUAUUCGUAUGUUUGAAGAAGCAGUCCCGGGGAAGAAGGAAAAAUAUACCAUAAUUGAUGGAGCAACAGCUGAGAAGCAAUUUAAUUUCAAGAAGUCCAAGGGCGCUCUGACCGUUGAGUCGCACGUAUUCUGGCCCUAUAAGCUCGUCACAAACCUUCUCCAGCGCCUUCUGGAGCGUUACCCAGAUCGUUUCUCAGUUGAAACUCAGACACCUGUGACUUCAAUCACUGUCUCUGUGGAUUCCAACGCCUCAUACCCAUAUGUCCUAAAUACCCCUCGCGGGACUGUUAGAGCGGCAAAGGUAUUCCACUGCGCCAAUGCCUUCACUGGGCACCUUCUGCCUAAACUUAGAGGCCCUCUCUUCCCUUGCCGACUGACCAUGUCCACGCAAAAGCCGGGUCCACAGUGGGGUAACCGCGCUAAUUCAUGGCUCUUCCACACGAAACAAGACUAUGAUCCCGAGACUACCUUAGUUGAGCAAGGUCUAUACUGGAUGCAGCAAAACGCCGAGACCGGUGAUCUCUUUGUUGGAGGAGAUCGCCAGAGGCUGGAUGACUUUUUGUCUUCUGACGACUCCGUCAUCAGUGCCGAUUCUGUGGGCAACCUUAUGAGCUUGCUCCCAAAGAGAAUUUUCGACAAAGGUUGGACCAAUCCGGUGACGAAUGAGACAUUGUCUGCAGGCACUUCACUUCAUCGUAUUUGGUCUGGAAUUAUCGGCAUGACCGCCGAUCAACUCCCGAUUGUCGGUAGCGUACCGGUGAGCUUCAGCGAUAGAAACAUUGAAGGGGGUGAAUGGAUCGCGGCCGGCUUCAAUGGGUACGGCAUGUGUCAGGCCUGGUUAUCCGGCGAGGCUAUUGCUCGCAUGGCUUUGGGUGAGCCAAAGCCGGAGUGGCUUCCGGAUGUGUAUUUGAGCUCGGAGAAGCGCCUGACAGACAAGACAAUGGGCCCUGGCGCGGCUCUGGAAUCCUUCUUUAACAGGUAA
Messenger RNA from Penicillium brasilianum, 1494 nucleotides. The record is from the annotation of a GenBank genome assembly. NCBI's taxonomy places the organism in Eukaryota, Fungi, Ascomycota, Eurotiomycetes, Eurotiales, Aspergillaceae.